Eublepharis macularius is the source of this 1629-nucleotide messenger RNA. RefSeq names its product keratin, type I cytoskeletal 14-like. The record is from RefSeq and is a predicted model, not a curated record. Lineage: Eukaryota; Metazoa; Chordata; Lepidosauria; Squamata; Eublepharidae. Bases 83 to 1456 code for a protein of 457 amino acids. Gene Ontology annotation, molecular function: structural molecule activity. Gene Ontology annotation, cellular component: keratin filament. The transcript is spliced from 8 exons.
GCUUUUAGUUUUCUGCUUUGUUUGCUACGCGUUCCAACUUAGUGGGGAAUUCUCUCUUUGGGGCUUCCCAUUUCCUGGCAAGAUGACCAGCACUAUCAGGCAAUAUACCUCCUCCUCCUCCUCCACAAAGGGGCCUGUGAGUUUUGGUGGGGGCUCCUCUCGAUUUUCCUCUGUGCAUCUUGGAGGGGGAUACAGAGCCCCGGGCAUCCAUGGUGGAGCUGGUGGCAUCUCCAUCUCUUCUUCCCGCUAUGUCUCUGGGGUAGGCAGCUCCUUUGGUGGUGGCUAUGGGGGCAGCUACUGCAGCAGCAGCUUUGGUGGCAGCUUGGGUGGAGGCUUCGGGGGCAGCUAUGUAGUUGGUGGCGGGGAUGGCCUCCUGGCUGGGGGUGAGAAGGAGACCAUGCAGAACUUGAACGACCGCCUGGCUGCCUACCUGGACAAGGUGCGUGCCCUGGAAGAAGCCAACAGUGAGCUGGAGAUUAAGAUCAAAGAGUGGUACAAGAAACAGGGACCUGGUCCAGACCGUGACUACAGCCCAUAUUUCAGGACCAUCGAAGAUCUGCGGAGCAAGAUUCUUGCUGCCAGUGUUCAGAACGCCAGCAUCCUCUUGCAGAUUGACAAUGCUAAACUGACUGCUGAUGACUUCAGAACCAAGUAUGAGGCAGAGACGGUGCUGCGCACGAACGUGGAGGCGGACAUCAAUGGUCUGCGCAGAGUCUUGGAUGAACUCACCCUGGCCAGGUCUGACUUGGAAAUGCAGCUGGAAAAUCUGCGGGAAGAGUUGGGUUACCUGAAGAAGAACCAUGAGGAGGAAAUGAAUGUACUUCGAAGCCAAGUGGGUGGAGAAAUCACCGUGGAAAUGGAUGCCGCUCCUGGAGUGGACCUGACCAAGAUCCUGGCGGAGAUGCGCGAGCAGUAUGAAGAAUUGGCAGAGAAGAACCGCAAAGAUGCAGAGCAAUGGUUCUUCACCAAGACUGAAGAGCUGAACCGUGAAGUUGCUACCAAUACACAGCAGUUGCAGAGUAGCAAGUCGGAGAUCACAGAACUGCGGCGCACCAUCCAAGGCCUGGAAAUAGAUCUCCAAGCCCAGCUCAGCAUGAAAGCGGCAUUGGAAGGCACCCUGGCAGAGACAGAAGCCCGCUAUGGCACCCAGCUCACCCAGAUCCAAGCUCUGAUCACCAGCGUGGAGGAGCAGCUGGCGGAGCUGCGGUGUGACAUGGAACGCCAGAACCACGAGUACAAGAUCCUCCUGGAUAUCAGGACCCGCCUGGAGCAGGAGAUCAGCACCUACCGUCGCCUGCUGGAGGGAGAGGAAGCCCACAUUUCUUCCCAAUACUCAUCGGCUUUGUCUGGCAGAGACGCAUCCUCAACCACCCGCCAGGUCCGCACAAUCGUCGAGGAGGUCCAGGAUGGAAAGGUGAUCUCAAGCCGCGAGAAGGUCCAUGUCUCCAGCUAUUAAACCUGCCGGCUGCCUUGCCUGUUCCAGGCACCGUGAACCUGACCCGCUUCUUUCCCCCUCGCAUGUGAUGCUCCUUCUGGUGCUCAGGCUCCUGCCUCAGCAUCCAGAAUUUGAGCUCUGUAUGGCUAUUUCCACAAAUUUCCAAUAAAGCUUUUUCAUUUCAUGCAUUCAAA